AUGGAGAAGAGGAUUGUGAGAAAAAUGGAUCUGCGGAUCAUGCCUUGGAUCAUCGUCUGCUACCUACUGAACUACCUCGACCGGACAAAUCUGGGGAAUGCCCGUACGCUGAACAACGAUAUCCCCGGUCACUCUCUUUCGGAGAGGUUGGACCUCCAGGGAGAUAGGUAUAACUUCAUUGUUGCCAUCUUCUUUGUGCCAUACGUCCUCUUCGAAUUCCCGUCCAACAUUGCCCUCAAAUACUUCACACCCUCGAGAUGGAUCGCCCGAAUCAUGGUAUCAUGGGGUAUUGUCACCAUGUGCACCGCGGCGGUCAGCUCUUACACCGGUCUCAUCAUCUGCCGAAUCUUCCUCGGUAUCAUGGAGGCGGGGUUCUUCCCCGGUAUCAUGAUGUACCUCUGCUUCUGGUACAAGCCUAACGAGCGAGGUGUGCGGAUGGCGCUCUUUUCGGCAUCGGUCGCGGUCUCGGGCGCUUUCGGUGGACUCAUCGCUACCGGUGUGUCCUUCAUGUCCGGCAAGGGCGGUCUUUACGGCUGGCAAUGGCUCUUCAUCCUCGAAGGUGCACCUACCAUUAUUGUCGGCGUCCUCGUCUGGUUCUACCUCCCCGAUUUCCCCGAAACCGCCAAAUUCCUCACGCAGGACGAACGCCAGCUUGCCAUCGACCGCAUGGGCGACUUUGCGCCCAAGGGGACCGACAAGCACUUUGACAAGGCCGACUUCAUCAGGACUGUCUGCGCUUGGGAGUUCUGGGCAUUCGCCCUCUGCUACUUCUUCAUGACUAACUCGCUCAACGCCUUUGGUUUCUUCGCCCCGACCAUCAUCUCCGGGCUUGGCUUCACUGGUUACAAGGGUCAACUCCUCACCGUCCCUCCCAACGCCUUCGCCUUCUUCGUGAUCAUCGGCAACUCGUGGUGGUCCGACCGCCGGAAGGAGCGAGUCAUGCACAUUCUCGGCGGCCUCGUCUUUGUCAUGAUCGGCUACGUCCUCCUCGCCUCCGUUGACAGUGUUGGCGGGCGGUACGUCGGCGUCUUUAUGAUCGCUUGCACGAACGCUGCGGUCAUCCCCUUCAUCGCGUACCGGACUGCUACGGUGACCGGAGCUACGAGUACUGCUAUCGCUACCGGUGGAGUGAUCGCUAUUGCAAACAUCGCCGGUGCUGUUGCUCCUUUCCUCUUCCCCUCUAAGGACUCACCAAGAUACUUCCCCGGUCUCUGGACCCUCUUCGCCAUGCUCGGUGCCGCAGGCUGUAUCGUCGGUCUGCUCUGGUACAAGCUCGGCGGAUCUAGCGAAUACCGAGGAAGCACGAUCGAGACUGUUCCCGCUGCUGCCGAGUCCGCAGAGGAGGAGUAUGGGGAUGAUAAGGAAGGGGGACUGGCGGCGGAUGGGGGUGUCCGGAUCAAGGAGUUGGGCAAGACGGCGACUAUGUGA
This is a messenger RNA of Dioszegia hungarica, 1428 nucleotides long. RefSeq names its product major facilitator superfamily transporter. Gene Ontology annotation, molecular function: transmembrane transporter activity. Gene Ontology annotation, cellular component: membrane. The record is from RefSeq and is a predicted model, not a curated record. Bases 1 to 1428 code for a protein of 475 amino acids. The transcript is spliced from 13 exons. Lineage: Eukaryota; Fungi; Basidiomycota; Tremellomycetes; Tremellales; Bulleribasidiaceae. Gene Ontology annotation, biological process: transmembrane transport.